Messenger RNA from Salvia hispanica, 396 nucleotides. Lineage: Eukaryota; Viridiplantae; Streptophyta; Magnoliopsida; Lamiales; Lamiaceae. The record is from RefSeq and is a predicted model, not a curated record.
AUGAGCCAUGGGAGUUGGCCAAGGCCCGAAGUCGUGGCUUGUAAUCACGGAAUUGAAGCUGAAGUUGUAACAUCGAGGAUGGAUGCCAAUCCUGGGCGGCGUUUCUAUCGGUGCCAUAUUUGGAAGGAAGAUGACUGCAAGUUCUUCCGCUGGAUUGAUUCAUCUUUGUCACCCUAUCAAGAUAACUAUAUGCAAAAAUUGAAGAUGGAGCGGGACAACAUGCAAAAGGCAUUGCAAGCGAGAGUUGCUAUGCAGGAUACGCUACAGGAGCAAGUCCGUUUGAAAGAAGUUGAACUUGAAUCACUCAAAAUUGUAGCUGAAAAUUUGCGUCAACAAAACCGGAAGUUGAAGUACGUCGUUUUGUGUUUAUGUGUCGUGGUCUGGCUUCUAAUCUAG